This is a messenger RNA of Ogataea philodendri, 1923 nucleotides long. RefSeq lists its product as uncharacterized. The record is from RefSeq and is a predicted model, not a curated record. The transcript has a single exon. Gene Ontology annotation, biological process: tRNA methylation. Gene Ontology annotation, molecular function: tRNA binding; tRNA (cytidine-N5)-methyltransferase activity. Bases 1 to 1923 code for a protein of 640 amino acids. Gene Ontology annotation, cellular component: cytoplasm; nucleus. Lineage: Eukaryota; Fungi; Ascomycota; Pichiomycetes; Pichiales; Pichiaceae.
AUGGGAAAGAAGAGAGGCAACAAGAACGGUAAUCAGUCCGGGAAGCGUGAGAACAGAGGCUACUGGAAGGAGAUCGAGCGCAAGAACGAUCAAUGGGAGCGAUAUUAUAAAGCACAAGGGUUGAUUCCAGAGGAGGAGUUUGAUCAGUUCAAAAAAACAUGCGAGCAAGAUCUGCCGUUGACUUUUAGAAUCACCGGUUUCAAGAAGCAUGCACACGAAAUUUGCGACCUUUUCACCACAAAACACAUGCCAAAUUUGCAAAACGCAGACGACGAGACUUCCAAACCACCAUUUCCGUUCCCUUGGUACCCAGGCCAGCUUGGAUAUCAGAUCGAUUUGCCAAAGUCGGUCGUGAAAAAGAACCCAUUAUACGCUUCUACUCAGAAGUUCUUGGUUGUUGAGACCGAGGUUGGAAAUAUUUCCCGUCAGGAGGCUGUUUCGAUGAUUCCUCCGCUCUUUUUGGACGUGCAACCACACCAUUUCGUGAUGGACAUGUGUGCUGCGCCAGGUUCCAAGACCGCCCAGCUGAUCGAGGCCCUCCACAGUGGAGGUGCCGAGCCAACAGGUGUUGUUGUUGCCAACGAUUCUGAUUACAAGCGGUCUCAUAUGCUUGUGCAUCAGGUGAAACGGUUGAACUCUCCGAACUUUGUGAUUGUGAACCACGAUGCUCAGCUUUUCCCGAAAAUGAAGCUUACCGAGGACGGAGACUACAUUAAGUUUGACAGAAUUCUGUGUGACGUCCCAUGUACUGGUGAUGGUACCAUGAGAAAGAACCUCACUGUUUGGAAAGACUGGAGAAUCGGAAAUGCUCUGGGACUGCAUCCAUUGCAACUCAACAUCCUGAUGAGAGGUUUGCAGCUUUUGAAGAAGGGAGGAAGACUUGUUUACUCCACAUGUUCGCUCAGUCCGAUUGAAAACGAGGCAGUGAUCGCUGCUGCUCUUCGCAGAUGGGGCGGAAAGGUCAAGACCGUUGACUGCAGCGACAUGCUUGUUGGAUUGAAGAGACGGCCUGGUGUUUCUUCGUGGAAGACAUUCGGUAAGGACUGGGAGGAAAAGACCAAGGAGACUGACACCAACAGUCUUCCAAACGGCGUGUUUUCUCCUACCGAGGAGGAGGCCAAGGAGUUCCAUUUGGAGAACUGUAUGAGAGUGUAUCCACAUGACCAGAACACGGGUGGAUUCUUCAUUACUGUUUUGGAGAAGGUUGAUCCCGAUGAAGAGUUGAGAGAGGACGAGGAGCCAGCCAGCAAGAAAAUGAAGCUGGAGACCAAGACAGAGAACGCCGAGUCGGCUGUUCUUGCUCCAGUGAAGAAGGAGAGACUUCCAAGAGACGCGAACGAGGAACCGUUUGUGUUUCUGCCGCCUGACAACGAGGAGUUGCAAAAGUGUUGGGAUUUCUAUCAAGUCAAGGAGUCUUUCUCAAAAGACACAAUGUUGGUCAGAAACGCUACCGGCGAGGCUCUGAGAACCAUCUACUACGUUGCUCCUGUUGUGAAGAAGAUCAUCGAGACGAACGAGCGCAAACUGAAGCUGAUUUACGCGGGUGUGAAGAUGUUUAUUUCUCAGAGAGCAGAGUACUCGCAGCAAGCAUGUCCAUGGAGAGUACAGUACGAGUCUGUUCCUAUUUUGAAGGAGCAUCUGGGACCAAACCGGACUUUCCAGAUCAACCUUGAUCUGUUGAAGAUUUUGUUGAGCGAGCCGUUCCCAAACGUGAAUAAAUUGCGGGAGGAUAAAGUGGACCCUGAGUUUAUGCAGGAGAUUACAGACUUCCCUGAAGGAUGUUUUUUUGUUGAGGUGAACCGUGGCGAGGACAAGGAGGAGCUGUUCCUUCCAUUGUGGAAAGGCCGCUCGAACUUCAACUUGAUGGUCAACAAGCACGAGACCCACGAAUUACUCUACAGACUGUUUGGGCUUGAAAAUUAA